Lotus japonicus is the source of this 1292-nucleotide messenger RNA. Its product is annotated as CLAVATA3/ESR (CLE)-related protein 25-like. The transcript has 2 exons. Bases 324 to 620 code for a protein of 98 amino acids. The record is from RefSeq and is a predicted model, not a curated record. NCBI's taxonomy places the organism in Eukaryota, Viridiplantae, Streptophyta, Magnoliopsida, Fabales, Fabaceae.
ACGCUCGAAACCACACCUCUCUCUCUCUCUUCUCUCUGAGUUCGAGAAAGUGCAACAUAAUUCCCUCCAACCUAUAAAGAAAACCAACCACACCCUUCAUCCUUUGUAGUAAAAAAAAUUCUUGCCUUACCUCACUCACUAUCCCUUCUAUACCUUCCUCUGUUUUCUCCUUUUCUCUUGUCUUCUUGCACGCCAAUGUUUCCACUUCAAUCAUGAUGCAAUGAUAUGCUUUUCUGUUUUUCUCUUCAUCUAUAUGUCAUAGUUCGACCUAUGCCAUAAAAACCUACAAAGUUAUAUAUAACUAGGGAAAAAAAAAUUCACAUAUGGGUACUAGUAGUAGUUCUUUCCUUCCAAGAUUCUUCUUUCGGGUACUCGUGGUGGUGUGGCUUGUUUGUGUUCUGGUUUUGGGAAGCUUAGGUAGUGGUGGAGCAACAAGAGAACUAGCUACACAAUGGUCUUCAGAAGGACUCAAGCAUGAGCAAGUGGUUGGUAGAGACAUGCCUGUGAACCAUGCAGAAUUGGAUUUCAAUUAUAUGAGCAAAAGAAGAGUUCCCAAUGGGCCAGAUCCUAUCCACAACAGGAGAGCUGGAAAUUCUGGUAGACCUCCUGGCCAGACUUAGCCAACUAUAAAAGUUAGAGACAAGCCUCAGCAACCUUGCAGAAGAUGGCAGAGGAUGUUAAUUAGUCAUGUACUUCUGAGAACUGGGAGUGUGAUCCUAUUUAUCCCAAAGCUUCUUAGAAUUCCAGCUUGCAUAUAUGCAACGACUAAUGUCACUUGCGGAAAUUGAUUUUUGUUAAGGGAAGAGUCAUGGCCUAAAGAGGGAAAAGAGAAAGGAAGCUUGUCCCACUGAGAAUAAGUUCAAAAGAAAAAUAUCAGUUUCUAUAGAAACAGCUUCAAUUUAGUGAGUGUAUACAUUUAUUUUGAACUUAUCUUGUGAUGAUGGGGUGGAAAGGGAGAGUGUUACAAAUCUUAAUGGAGUGGAAAUUAGUGCUUGCAUGUAAAGCAAUUAACUUAACUUUAAAGUCUGAAAGCCAGGAAGACAUAUGUACAGGAUGUUGUAGCAACAGCAGCAACAAACAAUGCAUGCUUUUGGAAGACUAUAAUGUAUGUUUGGUUUCCAGUUCACAUGUGUUACAAGACAACUUACACAGAAAAAACACAAAUUACAAUGUAGUAAACGUGAAAUGAAUUUCUUACUUUCGUUGGAUUGAAUGUGCUUUCAAGUUGAUCUCAAAUUGAAUCCAAACACUAUAUACAAGUCUAGUUCGGGUUUUGGCUUGCUCACUCCUAA